Molecule: messenger RNA, 3366 nt
Organism: Lipotes vexillifer (Yangtze River dolphin)
Lineage: Eukaryota; Metazoa; Chordata; Mammalia; Artiodactyla; Lipotidae
Gene: COL28A1
Product: collagen type XXVIII alpha 1 chain
Biological process (GO): extracellular matrix organization
Cellular component (GO): collagen type XI trimer
Molecular function (GO): serine-type endopeptidase inhibitor activity; extracellular matrix structural constituent conferring tensile strength
Source: RefSeq, a predicted model, not a curated record
AUGUGGAACAGACAUUUUGUCUUGUAUCUCCUGCUUUUGCCAGCUUUUAUGAGUCAAGCAAUAUAUGGACAAAGAAAGAAAGGAUCAAAGUCCAAUUUACUUGCAAGGAAAAGUCUCCGGGACCCCACUUGCUUCGUAGAUCUUGUCUUCAUCGUGGACAGCUCUGAAAUUUCUAAAAUUUUUCUCUUUGACAAACAGAAAGAUUUUGUAGAUAGCUUGAGUGACAAGAUUUUUCAAUUGACCCCGGUUGGCUCCUUGAAAUAUGACAUCAAACUGGCAGCCCUUCAGUUUAGCAGCUCUGUCCAAAUUGAUCCACCUUUUUCUUCUUGGAAGGAUCUACAGACUUUUAAACAGAGGGUCAAGUCUAUGAAUUUCAUUGGGCAAGGUACUUUCUCUUAUUAUGCCAUCGCCAAUGUCAUGAGGCUACUUAAGAGAGAAGGGUGCAAAGAUGGUGUGAAAGUGGCUUUGCUGAUGACUGAUGACAUUGACCAUCCAAAGAAUCCAGAUGUUCAAAGUAUUUCUGAAGACGCCAGAACUUCAGGAAUAUUAUUUAUCACCAUUGGACUCUCUACUCUAGUCAACGAAACCAAACUUCGUUUGAUAUCUGGGGAUCCACCCAGUGAACCCAUUCUACUGUUGAAUGAUUCAACCCUUGUAGAUAAAAUUCAGGAUCACCUGGGUAUCUUAUUUGAAAAGAAGUAUGAACGCAAGAUUUGUGAAUGUGAAAAGGGGGAUCCAGGUGACCCAGGGCCUCCUGGUACACAUGGAAACCCAGGUACCAAAGGUAAGUGAGGACCUAAAGGAAACCCGGGUGAUGCUCAAAAAGGGAAACCGGGAGAAAGAGGCCCAGGGGGAAUCCCUGGGUACAAGAGUGAGAAGGGUGAAUGUGGAGAAUGCGGUAAACCAGGAAUAAAAGGUGACAAAGGACUCCCAGUGCCAAAUGGACCAAAGGGACCCGGAGGACUUCAGGGCAUUACUGGACCUCCAGGGGACCCAGGCCCGAAGGGGUUUCAAGGCAAUAAGGGUGAACCUGGUCCCCCUGGUCCUCCAGAAGCCCCUGGUAUUGGACAGCCAGGUAUUAAGGGGGAAAGAGGCCAGGAAGGAAGAACUGGGCCUCCAGGACCGAUUGGUGUUGGUGAGCUGGGCCAGACAGGUCCCCGUGGGCCUGAGGGAGCACCAGGAGAGAGGGGCUUACCAGGAGGAGGACCUCCAGGACCAAAGGGUGAAAAAGGUUCUGAAGGACCAGUUGGCCCACAAGGAUUAGAAGGCCCAUCAAUCGAAGGGGACAAGUGGGAUAUGGGACCUAUGGGACCCCAAGGACCAAUGGGCAUCCCCGGAAUUGGGAGUCAAGGGGAAAAGGGAAUCCAAGGUCCUAUUGGUCCACCUGGUCGACAAGGGCCCCCAGGACAAGGCUCACCUGGUCCCAAGGGAGAAGUAGGCCAGAUAGGACCUACAGAUCCUAGAGGACCAGUGGGACUUGGAGUGCAAGGUCCAAAGGGCAAUGUAGGGAGUCUCGGGCUCCCAGGACAGCCAGGAGUACUGGGAGGAAAAGGAGCUACAGGGAAGAAGGGAGAAGCGGGGCUUCCAGAAGCAAGAGGCCCUGAAGGACCACCUGUGAAAGGACAACCUGGCCUCAAGGGUGAUGGAGGAAAGAAAGGGAGCAAAGGAAAUCAAGGACAGGGAUUUCCAGGGCCCGAAGGACCAAAGGGUGAUCCAGGGAUUAUGAGCCCUUUUGGGAUGCCUGGAACAUCAAUUCCUGGACCACCUGGGCCAAAGGGAGAUAGAGGAGGACCUGGGUUUCCUGGAUUUGAAGGAGAACCUGGAAUUGCUAUUCGAGCAGCAAAGGGUGCCCAAGGCCCUCGGGGACCAGUGGGUGCUCCAGGAUUCAAAGGUGACAGCUAUCCUGGUGUGGCUGGCCCUCGAGGAUUACCAGGACCCCCUGGACCAAGGGUUUUACAUAGAGCGGGAGACACUGGAGCAAAGGGAAAGCCUGGUGUCAGAGGCCCUCCAGGCCCCCCUGGGCCUUGGGGCAUAGGAACCCAAGAGCCAAAGGGUGAUACUGGGCAGAAAGGCUUGCCUGGCCCUCCUGGCCCCCCUGGCUAUGGAUUUUAAGGAAUCAAAGGGGAGCAAGGACCUCAAGGCUUCCCAGGGCCAAAGGGCAUGACAGGUCAUGGUCUCCUUGGCAGGAAGGGAGAGCAUGGAGAAUGGGGCGAUGUGGGAAAGAAAGAGGAUAAAGGGGAAAUUGGAGAUCCCGGACCCCAGGGAAAACAGGGGUUACAAGGUCCAAGAGGAGACCGAGGACUGACAAAAGAAGAAAUCAUCAAGCUUAUUUUUGAAAUAUGUGGUAAGAUUUGACGACCAAGAAAAAACCCGUUAACAUUCAUGUUUCAGGUUGUGGGCUCAGAAAGUGUGGGACCGGAGAACUUCCUGAUUAUCAAAGACUUUGUGAAGACUCUGACUGACAGAGUUGCGCCGGACCUUGCCACGGCCCGCGUAGGCGUAACCAACUAUGGCCAUAAAGUAGAGGAGGUGGAUCAUUUGACGCAGUUCUCCAGCAAGGACGACCUCAAGCGGGCCGUGGACAACACGCAGUAUCUGGGAGAAGGCACCUACACAGCCACAGCUCCCCAUGCCGCCAACCGCAUGUUCGAAGCCGCAAGGCUGGGUGCGAAGAAGGUGGCCUUGGUCAUCACUGAUGAGCAGACAGAUAUGCGAGAUGAAAAGAAUCUGACACAGGUGGUGAAGGAUGCCAGUGACAUCGAUGUGGAAAUAUCUGUGAUUGGGGUGGUGAAGAGACAUGACCCCAACUUCGAGAUGUUCCACAAAGAAAUGAAUCUAAUUGCUACCGACCCAGACAGUGAGCACGUUAACCUAUUUGAUGACUUUGUUACCCUUCAAGAUACCCUUAAGCAAAAAUUGUUUAAAAAAAGUUGUGAGGAUUUUGAAUCCUACCUUCAUAUUCUGGGUUCACCACUGCUUCAACCUGGAUUUGGGAUAUCGGGGGAAGAACUCACUGAAUCUGCUCCAGAACCCCGGAAAGAAAUUUCUGAAUCAGUCAGUGUCUCUGGAGCCCAGGACAAAGAGAAUGAGCUUUCAGAGCCCACCUGGGCUGCCAGUCUUGCUGCCACUCCAUCAUCUGAGGCUGCCACCACCCAGGGGCCAUUGCUCAGGUCCCCUGAGGAUCAGGCAGAGGAUCCUAGAUGUUUGGAACCCCUACAGUCAGGAAACUGUACCGAAUAUGUGGUUCGAUGGUAUUACGACAAACAGGUCAACUCCUGUGCUUGCUUUUGGUUCAGUGGCUGUAAAGGCGCAGGAAAUAGAUUCAACAGUGAAAAGGAAUGUGAAGAAAUCUGCAUUCAAGGAUGA